Gambusia affinis (western mosquitofish) is the source of this 1591-nucleotide messenger RNA. Its product is annotated as C-X-C chemokine receptor type 4-like. Bases 99 to 1223 code for a protein of 374 amino acids. The transcript is spliced from 4 exons. Gene Ontology annotation, biological process: neurogenesis; immune response; brain development. Gene Ontology annotation, molecular function: G protein-coupled receptor activity. The record is from RefSeq and is a predicted model, not a curated record. Lineage: Eukaryota; Metazoa; Chordata; Actinopteri; Cyprinodontiformes; Poeciliidae. Gene Ontology annotation, cellular component: membrane.
CAGGAAAAAAGCCAGCGGACAGAUGCAUCAGGGUGUUUGGAGGUGGAGCAUGAGCACGGCUAUAAAACCCCUGAGAAGGAAGUCUUGGCUUCACUCUGAUGAGGAGAGAGACCGCCUCCAUCAUGUCUUACUAUGAGCAUGUCUACCUUGACUUCAACGACACAGGCUCUGGUUCUGGCUUCUGGGACGACGGAGAGAACCUGGAAGAGUCUUGCAAUGUGGAGCACGGGAUGACCGCCGAGCUUCAUCGGGUCUUCUUGCCCGUGGUAUAUGCCAUAAUCUUCGUCUUGGGCAUAACCGGGAACGGCCUGGUGGUCGUGGUGUUGGGCUGCCAGCGCAGGUCAAAGUGCAGCCUGACAGACUGGUAUCGCCUCCAUCUCUCUGCUGCCGACCUCCUCUUUGUUCUGGCUCUUCCCUUCUGGGCAGUGGAUGCAGCUUUGGAUGACUGGCGUUUUGGAGGGGCCGCUUGCAUCAGCGUGCACGUGAUCUACACCGUCAACCUGUACGGCAGCGUGCUCAUCCUGGCGUUCAUCAGUCUGGACCGCUACCUGGCAGUGGUCCGAGCAACGGGCACAAACACCGGUGGGCUGAGGCAGCUGCUGGCACACAAGGCGGUGUAUGUAGGUGCUUGGUUGCCUGCUACCCUGCUGGCUGUCCCAGAUAUGAUAUUUGCCCGGACUCAGGAAGGCGGAGAGGGCGCCAGCGUGUGCCAGCGCUUCUAUCCCGAAGAAAACGCUCCCGUCUGGGUGGCCGUCUUUCACCUUCAGCUGGUCCUGGUGGGCCUGGUGAUCCCUGGUCUGGUCCUUCUUGUGUGCUACUGCGUCAUCGUCUCCAGGCUGACCCGGCCAGGCCCGUUGGGGGGCCAGAGGCAGAAGCGGCGGGCGGUCAGGACCACGAUCGCCUUGGUUCUGUGCUUCUUCAUCUGCUGGCUCCCGUACGGAGCCGGAAUCUCCGUGGACGCGCUGCUGCGGUUGGAGGUCCUGCCCCGGUGCUGCAGGCUGGAGGCGGCUUUGGGCGUGUGGUUGUCUGUGGCGGAGCCCAUGGCGUUCGCACACUGCUGCCUAAACCCGCUGCUUUACGCGUUUCUGGGGGCCGGGUUCAAGAGCUCGGCCCGCAGGGCCCUGACUCUGAGUCGGGCCUCCAGUUUGAAGAUUUUACCCCGGAGACGCAACGGGACUUCAAUGACACCCGAGACGGAAUCCUCCAGUUUACAUUCCAGCUAAGGUCUCUCCGAGCUGCGCUGUGUUCUGUACAUAUUAUGUGAUAUAUGUAAGAAAGUUUAAAGGAAUUAUGAGAAUAAUGAGGUGCAGUCUGCUGGUCCAUGACUUCUCCUUCUCUGUAGAGUUUCACUUGUAAAUAUUUUUCAUAUACCUGUAUUUAGUGGCGCAAAAAAAGGACAUGCACCAUAUCCUUUAUGUAAAGUGAUUUCUUUCUUCCUGUAUUUUUUGUAUUUAACAGCUGUUGGUGCAUGUGUAAAUGAUGUGAUCUAUUGCACAUGCACUUUCUAUACUUCAGAAAGUGAAAUGUUGCACCCCUGUCUGUGUACAUAUUGUAGCUUUGUACAUGUUUCUAAUAAAAUAUACUAAACCAA